AUGUCAGACCCCACUACCCCACCACUACCAACUCUGCCAUCACAGCAUCCAACCUUCACCCCACGGCCGCCUCAUGUAGCUUCCUCUCUUUGCAAACAGAAUUCUUGGUCCCCCGACUCCUACCGCGACGAGGCUUGGCUGAGGCGUAAGGAUCGCCGUAAAAGGCGGAGCAAGAGUGUCACUGACGAAGAUUUAGAUGAACUGAAGGCAUGCAUAGAGCUGGGAUUUGGAUUUGACUCUCCCAAAAUGGACCAGCGGCUGUCCGAUACUUUUCCGGCUUAUGGCCUUUAUUAUUCCGUGAACAAACAAUACAAAGAUACUAUUUCAAAGCCUCCGCUGCCACUGUCAUCCGCCACCUCCGAGUGCGAUACUCCAUCUCCACUUGGAAGCCCCCACACCAUUUUCGGCCCCGGGGAAAAUCCACAGGCGGUGAAGACAAGGUUGAGACAAUGGGCACAAGUGGUUGCUUGUGCAGUGCGUCAACCUCCAAGCCUGCUGUGCUGUGCUGUCCCCAUUGACAUCACUGCCAUUUGUGUACAGUACAGUGGAGACAACGUUUUGCUCCCACCAGAUUCAGAAAUUAACUGA
This is a messenger RNA of Fraxinus pennsylvanica, 588 nucleotides long. NCBI's taxonomy places the organism in Eukaryota, Viridiplantae, Streptophyta, Magnoliopsida, Lamiales, Oleaceae. The record is from the annotation of a GenBank genome assembly.